Eucalyptus grandis is the source of this 1712-nucleotide messenger RNA. Its product is annotated as exopolygalacturonase. The record is from RefSeq and is a predicted model, not a curated record. NCBI's taxonomy places the organism in Eukaryota, Viridiplantae, Streptophyta, Magnoliopsida, Myrtales, Myrtaceae. Bases 91 to 1521 code for a protein of 476 amino acids. Gene Ontology annotation, molecular function: polygalacturonase activity. The transcript is spliced from 3 exons. Gene Ontology annotation, biological process: carbohydrate metabolic process.
AAAAUACGAUGUUCAGCCGAUAUCGAUCACCGAGCUUCUUAACAAACAUUCCAUCCGACAUCGUACCGGCGACCUUUUGUCCGCAACCCGAUGGCCGUACCUCCUCCGUCGCUCCUCCGGUCGGCUCUCCGCCUCCUCGUCUACCUCCUCCCCUUCGCCCAGUGGCCGCGGCCGCCACCGCCGCCGCCACCCGUUCCCGGCCCCGGCGCCUCCUUCUCCGUCAGAGACUUCGGCGCCGCCGGCGACGGCUGCCGCUACGACACCGCCGCGAUCCAGGACGCCAUCGACGCCUGCCACGCCCACGCCGCCGCGGCCGCCGCCGGCUGCACUUGCCGCGUCGCCUUCCCCCCAGGGAGGUACCUGACCGCGACGGUCCGGCUCAAGUCCGGCGUGGUGCUGGACAUCCAGAGUGGGGCGACGGUGCUCGGGGGCACGGAGAUCGGGAACUACCCGCGGGAAGCCGACCGGUGGUACGUGAUACUGGCGGAGGGCGCGAGGGACGUCGGGAUCACCGGCGGCGGGGCGGUGGACGGGCAGGGGCUGGAGUUCGUGAGGAGGUUCGAUGAGAGGAAGAACGUGAUGGUCAGCUGGAACAAGACCGGGGCGUGCCUGGGCGACGAGUGUAGGCCGAGGUUGGUCGGGUUCGUCGGGUGCACGAACGUCCGCGUCUGGAACGUCAGCUUGAAUCAGCCCGCUUAUUGGUGCUUGCACAUAGUACGUUGCGUGAAUACAUUCAUUCAUGAUGUUUCCAUUUAUGGAGACUUUAACACUCCUAACAAUGACGGAAUUGACAUAGACGAUUCGAAUCACACGGUUAUCACACGGUGCAAGAUUGAUACAGGAGAUGAUGCCAUCUGUCCGAAGACUUAUACAGGUCCUCUGUACAAUUUAACAGCAACGGACUGUUGGAUCCGAACAAAGUCCUCGGCAAUCAAACUUGGUAGCGCGAGCUGGUUUGAUUUUAGGGGUCUGGUCUUUGACAACAUCACCAUAGUAGAAUCUCAUAGAGGACUGGGAAUGCAGAUACGUGAUGGAGGAAAUGUGAAUGACAUCACCUUCUCAAACAUCAAGAUCUCCACUAGGUACUACCACCCUUCGUGGUGGGGAAGAGCAGAACCCAUCUACAUAACAACAUGUCCGCGCCAUUCCUGGUCGAAGGAAGGCGCGGUAUCAAACAUACGCUUCAUCAACAUCACCGCUGAUUCCGAGAAUGGUGUGUUCCUCUCAGGUUCCAAGGGUGGGCUGCUGAGAAAUCUGAGAUUUAGUAAUGUGAACUUGACUUACAAGAGGUGGACAAGUUACGAGGGAGGAUUGGCAGACUACAGACCUGGAUGCCAAGGGCUGGUGAAGCACGGCAUGGCCGGGAUCAUCAUGGAGCACAUCAAAGGGCUGGAAAUUGAGAACGUGAACAUGAGAUGGGCUGACGAGAAAUCUUGGCAGUGGGACAAUCCUCUGGAUUUCAGGCCCUCGACCGUGAACGGCAUAUCUUUCCGCGAUUUCCACUCGGAUUUGUACAGUUGAUGAGGUGAUCAGGGGGCUGAGAACCAGGGCUCAACUGUAACAAAUUUUCUACGCCAUUCGUGUACGGCACCCUACACUGUGCAUAAAGGGUUGUGUAGCAACGAAAGAAACGAGUUGUCUGAACCGGUUUUCGAAAAUGCCAUUCUUCAAAAGCGUUUUUGGUUUGGUCUGUUCAGGCAAAUCUAGAAUUC